CGGCGGCGGCCGAGCAUGCGCAGAGCUUCCGCGCUGGGCUGGCGGCCGCCGCCGCGUCCGGACUUGGCGAGCACUGGGGAGGGACCGGCGCGGGAGGCGGCGUGGCGGCGACUCCAGCAACUGCCGCCCGACUCCUCUUUUUCUUUUUCCCAGGAGGCGGCGACGGCGCGGGGCGGGGAGAGCAGGAGAGGAAGCGUCCCGCGCCGCCCGGUGCAGCCCGCAGCGCCGCUGCUCGGGCCGCCGCGGCAGGAUGUGCUGAAGGAUGGCGCUGCUCCCGGCCGAGGCUCACGAUGGCCCGAGAGGACUCCGUGAAGUGUCUGCGCUGCCUGCUGUACGCCCUCAAUCUGCUGUUUUGGUUAAUGUCCAUCAGUGUGUUAGCUGUCUCUGCUUGGAUGAGGGAUUACCUGAAUAAUGUUCUGACUUUAACUGCUGAAACGAGGGUGGAGGAGGCAGUCAUCUUGACUUACUUUCCUGUAGUCCAUCCGGUCAUGAUUGCUGUUUGCUGUUUCCUUAUCAUUGUGGGAAUGCUGGGAUACUGUGGAACAGUGAAAAGAAACCUGUUGCUUCUUGCAUGGUACUUUGGAAGUUUACUUGUCAUUUUCUGUGUAGAGCUGGCUUGUGGAGUGUGGACAUAUGAACAAGAACUUAUGGUUCCAGUACAGUGGUCAGAUAUGGUGACUUUGAAAGCCAGAAUGACAAAUUAUGGCUUGCCUAGAUACAGGUGGCUUACUCAUGCUUGGAAUUUUUUUCAGAGAGAGUUUAAGUGUUGUGGAGUGGUGUAUUUUACUGACUGGCUGGAAAUGACAGAGAUGGACUGGCCUCCAGAUUCCUGCUGUGUUAGGGAAUUCCCAGGAUGUUCCAAACAGGCCCACCAGGAAGAUCUCAGUGACCUUUAUCAAGAGGGUUGUGGGAAGAAAAUGUACUCCUUUUUGAGAGGAACCAAACAACUGCAAGUACUUAGGUUUCUAGGGAUCUCCAUUGGAGUGACACAAAUCCUGGCCAUGAUUCUCACUAUUACGCUUCUCUGGGCUCUGUAUUAUGAUAGAAGAGAACCUGGGACAGACCAAAUAAUGUCCCUGAAAAAUGACAAUUCUCAGCACCUUUCAUGUCACUCAGUCGAACUUUUGAAACCAAGCCUUUCAAGGAUCUUUGAACAUACAUCCAUGGCAAACAGCUUUAAUACACACUUUGAGAUGGAAGAAUUAUAAAGAUUGUCAAAGAAGGAAACUACAAACUUGUUUUAUUGGACUUGUGAAUUUUUGAGUAACAGUUAUAUGUUUCAAAACUUUAUAGACUUAAAAAUACUGCCAUAAAAUGAUAUGUAGACAUAUAAUUUUGUACUCUUUAAAGAGAGGAAAGUUUCAUAUGUCACCACCUGGACAAUAAUUGUUGUCAUUUAUAAUGCUGGGACAGAUCUAAUACCCACUUUAUAGCCUGUGCAAGGCUUUUGCUGAAUACAGUUAUGUUGGAGUUGGCAUGAUUUGAUCACCAUUUCUGCAUCUAUGUAAGUGAGCCACAUAUAGUGGGAUUGGAACUAUGGUAAAGGUUGAUUUACUUCCACAGGCUAGUAUAAAAUUAUCAAUUAACCAUUAACAUAGGAAGUUAGUACUAAUGACUUUAAUUUCUUGAUAUAUUCUUUCGAGGGUGACUAGAUUAUACAUUAUGAACACUUUCAAAAUUGGUGAUGACCUAAAUGUGAUUUUUUUCUGGUUACUAAAAUAUUCUUACCACUUACAAGAGCAAACUAACACAUUGUCUUAAACUAAUUAGGGAUGUAUGUGUAUAUGUCUGGGCUAAGUCUGUAUAAUUGAGUAGCUUUGGUUUCUCAUAAGGUUAAGAAUAACAAUUGUGAAAAGGAUAAAUUUGUUCUGUGUAGAACCAUUGUGUUAGCCUUUCCCAUUAACAGAGCUUUUAAAUUCAGUCUUGGGUCUACAUUACAUUCAUAACUCUUCAUUUAAAUACUUAGCCACUGAUUUUGAAAAUUACCAGUCUGAUACAUAGAAAUCAUUAGAAGUCGGACUGCAGUCUGGUCUUUAGGAAGCAGUGACAAGAAAAUGUACACGGGUCUCAGUUGAUUCAGCCAGCACAUGGAUGCUGUUUUCUCCCACACGAAGCCCAUGAACAAUUUUUUAAAAAUAAACACUUCUUAAAAGAACUUAUCUUUGCCUUUUUAAAAAAGAAGCAACAGUUUCCCAGUCAGUGUAGUUCUACAAUGAGUAGUAUUCUUUGUCUUAAGACAAAUGCUUGUGAGAAUCAUUAAAGUGACAGUUUAGCGAUUAUCUUCGCUAUAUCUCACUAAUUCAUAUGCUGUGGCAAAUUAUGCAUAUUAAAUUUUUUACAAAAGUGAAAUAAUAUUUAUUUGAAAUGGGAAGAGUGCAUUUUACUGUAUUUUGUGUAUCAUGUUUAUUUCUCAGAUUAUGGAAAGAGAAUUAAAACAAGUGUCAAUAAAUAUUUUCUAGAGAGUAA
Molecule: messenger RNA, 2466 nt
Organism: Chinchilla lanigera (long-tailed chinchilla)
Lineage: Eukaryota; Metazoa; Chordata; Mammalia; Rodentia; Chinchillidae
Gene: Tspan12
Product: tetraspanin 12
Cellular component (GO): membrane
Source: RefSeq, a predicted model, not a curated record